CACACAAUAAACUGCAUUUUCCAAAAUCAGUUGCAGUUAGCAGUUUUACUUUCAUCUCAGCUGUUAGUCGCAACCACGUGACAUGACUCUUCUUCAGAGGGAGGACGCGCGUGCGCGCGAGGUGAAGUUAGGUUAGGAAAGGAGGAGGAAGAAGGGGGGUGGGGGGUCGUCGUCACGCACGCGCCUCAUCUUCUUCCCAACGGCUGACUAAAAUGAUUGAAUAAUUUGUUGGGGGCGGAAGGUGAGCCGAGCCGAGCAGGAUAGGCGGCAUCAAAGUGAACUUUGAAUAGAUCACUCCAACAAAAACGGCAAAGAUUUUAAAAAAGAGACCAAAGAAGUCGGUGUUAUCAUACCGGAAACGGGAGAGGAGGGUGGUUCGGUUAUUGUUUCUUCCUUCUGAAAACAAAACAACUUGUUGACGGUUAAGUCGUUGUUUGGACCCUGAACGCACCACAGACACGCACAAAAUUCCCAAUAAUCUUCAUUGCACUGUUGCUCUAACCCACAAUGCCAACUCAGGCUCUGCUGCCAUUUGUGGAGAGCCCGGAGGGACUCACCCAAGACAGUUUGAGUAGCAAAAGCGCCAACAUCCCGGGAUCUGGCUCAAGCAUGACUCCUCACGCCACCUACCCCUCAAAGACUGCGGCACAGUGCGGAGCGAAUGAUUCGCCGUCUUGCAUGUUCUGCGACGAGACGUUCAGUCACCAGGAGGAGGUCGGGCAUCACGUUCUAACACAACACCCCACCACUUUCUUUGAGCCGGCCGUGCUUAGAAUUGAAGCAGAAUUUCGGAUCCCGGGGCAGAGAACCCGGUCCAAACCAAGCAGCUCGGUGCUGGACAAAGAGGAGGUUCACACUUGUAUUGUGUGUGGCCUGGUGUCGCAGGACGCCAGCGAGCUGGAGACCCAUCUGAGGAAGCACAAGGACUACUUCACCUAUUGCUGUAAUGUGUGUGGGCGGCGGUUCAGAGAGCCCUGGUUCCUCAAAAACCACAUGAAGAUGCACGGUAAGUCAGGAGCCAAGAGCAAGGCCCUGCAAGACCAGGAGGGCCCUGUCACUGUCAACGGUGUGAUCCAAGAGCCCGUAUCAGAGCCUGUGGUCACCGCCUACAAAAUGUGCAUGGUGUGUGGGUUUUUCUUCCCAGACCACAGCAGCUUGGUGGAACAUAGUAAAGUGCACAAUCGAGAGUUGGGCCCUGACAAAGGCGGAGACUCUGAGUCAAGUGGCACUGCGACUGAAUCUAUGACCCAACAGAGUUUUUUUCAAAGUCUCAAUCUCAAGCCUUGUCUCACAGGCAAAUCUUUGCAGCCUGAAAGAACAUCGAAAUGGAUUCCCCAACUGGAUCCUUAUAACACAUUUCAGGCCUGGCAGUUGGCCACAAGGGGCAAGAUUGCAGUUGGUCCUAUUACUAUGAAAGAGAUGGCCAGCACGGACAAUGAGGACUGCAGCUCUGAUAAGGAGCAGAUGAGCUCUUCCUGGUCUGAUAGUCAAGGAGACAAGAAUAUCAAAGAGGUUCUCGGCAGAGAGCUCAGAUCUCAGCAGCAGGCCGUGGCAGCGAUCCUGGAACCGCAACUACCACAGCGGAGGUCCCUGAUGCAGAAGAACAAAGAGAUUGACAGGCCUACCACUUGUAAUGAAUGCCAGCGAAGCUUUAAGACCUACCACCAGUUAGUACUUCACUCCAGGGUACACAAGCGCGAGGGAGGUGGAGAGGAGCGCCCCACCGUGCCCGCUGAGGGAACCUUGUCCAGAACAGCUUCAGCAGCUUACAUGGACAAUGGGGCUGAAGAAGGCUUUGAAACAGGUGAGGACAGCUUCUACCACUCUAAAGAGCGAUCGAAACACUGCAGCUUCUGUGGCAAAUCAUUUCGCUCAAGCUAUUACCUAACAGUGCACCUCAGAACUCACACAGGUGAAAAACCGUACAAGUGUGUUUAUUGCGACUAUGCUGCCGCCCAGAGGACAUCACUGAAAUAUCACCUGGAACGGCGUCACAAGGACAAACCUUAUGUAGAGAUCCCAAGCAAACCCGACAUUCCCUUGCCCUCCCCGAGUGACAGGAAAGGAAAUUCAUCGAUGAAAAGAUCCAAACUUUGGCUUCCUGUGGCCACGGGAGAACUACAGGACAAAUCGCAAAGCCGUGGCGGCGAGCUUGACAAAGUGGCUGUGCAAAACGAUGACGAGCAUGAAAAAGUCAUUGCUAAUCGAGCUUUCAACGCAACUGAGAAUGUGACCAUAAAAUCCCCUGUAGCUGUUCAUCUGAAGGUGGAAAAGGAGAAGAUAAAAGAUGAGAAUUGCGAGGCUCCAAUAAAUCUGUCCCUAAAAGUAUGUCUCUCCGUCCCUGCCAGCGCCCAAACCAGAAACGCAUCAAUUCCAUCCGUGUGUUCAUUCUGCACGUAUAAAACCAUCUACCCGGAGGUUCUGAUUAUGCACAAAAGACUGACUCACAAAGACAAAUGUGGUGGUGCAAGAAAGAAUACUUACGGCAAGCAGAGACGCCUCACUGGCUGCCCACCUGCGCUCCUUGGAAAAGACGUCACCCCGCUUCCGAUGAUUGACAGGCGCCAUCCCCGCCGAACCAAGUCCCCACCACCGCAGCCGACAAAACCCAAUGAAAUGAUGCCUGCCAACCUACCUCAUGCGCCGAAGGCGAUCCACGCACCUCUUUAUGUUGGUCCCCAUGAGAGAAAGCGUUUCAGGCACAACGGGGAGUCACAGUCUGACCAGGAGUCUGCUCACUUAAUUGGGCAGGUGAGGAAAUCCAGCGUGGCCGGCAUGUACCAGACUAAACAACCGACCACGUUCACCAAAGUAGCAGCAGCUGAGAGGAGUUUCCCUGAGAGAAGUGCAGCCAAGUGGCAAUCUGACGCUGCCCACUUGCUCCUGUCCAGCCAGUUUGGGAGCCUGCCCCAGAUUGGCGAGCCAUCCAGCAAGAGGUUAAAGCAAAUUCUACCUGUAGGGGGCGUGGACAUUGGGUUCAGAGGACCACCGCCGGGUGACGGCCGCAUCAGGCUGCGUCUCCAAGGGAGUGGUGUUCAAGGUAUGUCCGAAGGGUCGCAUCCACCUGCGGACAUCUUGGCUCCGUUAAAGAGUACGGCCAUUGGAGGAGGUUUGGAUACGGAUUGGAACAUGAUGAAUCUCCUGCGUGCCUGUACGCCCAACAACCUGGCAUCUCUUUACCAUGGCGUCCCGGCAAACCAAAACCACGUGGGGCUGGCUCAUCCAAGAGCAGGGGCCAGGAGUGUGCUGUUCCAACACUUACCCACUCUGCCCAUCCUACCCAGGAGAGAGUCCCCAGCCCCCGUCUCUGAGCAACACUCGGGGACCUCUGAUAAUACAACGUAAUAUGUCAAAGCACAUUGAAGGACCUGCAAAAUUUUUCUUCACCUAUGGCCUGACAUAAAUGGGUCCUUUGGAAAAUGUGAAAUUAUUUUCACAUGCUGCUACCUUAUUUUUGAGACUGUUGGAUGUUGUUUUGUUUCUGUUGCAGGUUUUUUUU
This is a messenger RNA of Hippocampus comes (tiger tail seahorse), 3499 nucleotides long. RefSeq names its product zinc finger protein 217 (gene znf217). The transcript is spliced from 5 exons. Gene Ontology annotation, molecular function: DNA-binding transcription factor activity, RNA polymerase II-specific; RNA polymerase II cis-regulatory region sequence-specific DNA binding. Gene Ontology annotation, cellular component: nucleus. Gene Ontology annotation, biological process: regulation of DNA-templated transcription. NCBI's taxonomy places the organism in Eukaryota, Metazoa, Chordata, Actinopteri, Syngnathiformes, Syngnathidae. The record is from RefSeq and is a predicted model, not a curated record. The coding region runs from base 508 to 3345 and encodes 945 amino acids.